This is a messenger RNA of Haliotis rufescens (red abalone), 1286 nucleotides long. RefSeq lists its product as uncharacterized. Lineage: Eukaryota; Metazoa; Mollusca; Gastropoda; Lepetellida; Haliotidae. The coding region runs from base 257 to 1270 and encodes 337 amino acids. The transcript has 2 exons. The record is from RefSeq and is a predicted model, not a curated record.
AUAACUUCAUUAGUAUGACAGACGUCCGGCUUGUUUCCAGUGUAAUAACACAACAACACUACGUUGUUGUUUCUCGAUUCAGCGUAAUAAGAUGCCGUUGGUUCCGGGUCGCGCUUAUACACACGUGGCCCUUUCUGCGCAGUUUUACCAUAGUGUUAUAAAUGUAGUCAGUUCUUCAGUAACUGCACAUCCCCGCCGAGACUCGUCACAGACGAAUAACACAAAGACUGUUACCCAGGCUUGAACUGCAACCAUCAUGGCGUUUACACAAGGCCGUCGGAGCCUCCUGACAUUCCUACUGAUCCUGAUCCCUUUUGGCAUUUUGGCCUUUAUGCUGGGAAGGUUCUGCCAGAGCUGCGUUGAAGCAACAGUUGAGGACUCUACAUUGGGUACUGGUAGCUUGAAGGAUCCAGAACGAAGUGCGGAUACGAAUGGAAAGGCCCGUGUUUACACCUGGAAUGGAUAUAAGUGGACGAAGCUUCCGGAGUUCUGUUCAUUUAUGGAGACGAGAAACUGCCACAGACUCAUUACUCCAAGUGGAGACUCGCCAAUCUUUCUGCACGAUAUCAAAGACGACAUUUGGAUAUCUGGAUAUAUUGCCAAGACGGGACUGUGGGAACCUCAAAAUGUAAACGUUAUUUUGGAACAGCUGCGACUGGACAAUAAGAUGGGCUUCAUCGACUUAGGGUCCCAUGUAGGUGCGUUUUCUUUGUCUGUUGCCAAGGCUGGUCGACAGGUGGUGUCCGUCGAUCCUCUACCUUCAAACAUCAGGAAUUUGUGUCAGUCGGUAGAGUAUGGUGAACUUUCUGCUCAGAUUACAUUAUUGUUUAACGCUUUAUCCAACACUCAACAGGAUGUCACAUUCAGUUUCACCCCCGGGAAUAUAGCUGCCACUGAAAUAAGGAAAUCUGGUAAUUCAGAAGACAUGUCAGUGUCUGGAUUUUGUAGGAGACCUCUGAUAUCCCACUCAGUGACAUUGGAUGAUAUUCUUCCUUUUGUGAAGUUUGAUAAAGCUUUCAUGAAAAUUGAUGUCGAGUCAAUGGAAUUUGAAGUUAUAUCAGGCGGUAGAAAACUUUUCAAUCAGAUAGAUGUGAGAGGAAUUUUAAUGGAAUGGGAGCACACGAAGGAUAGUCCUAAGGCUCCCAAGCUUAUCAAUCUGCUUCAAGGCAUGGGAUACAGAGCUUUCUCUCCCUUUGAUCAAGGACACCAACUACUCGUGAAUGACUAUAAGAACUGGACCUACGAUGUAAUUUGGUUGAAACAUAAAUAAACAAUUAGUGACGAAA